AACCCCUCCCGCGACACGCGCGCGAGGCAGCCAGCCAAGGACCGCCCCCGCCUCGCUCUCUCGCUUGCUUCCUUCCUCCUCCCGGGCCUCCGGCGAUCCCGAUCGCCGCAGCCAUGGCCGCGGCGCCGACCGUCACCAAGUCGCCGCCGGCGCUGGUGCCCCCGUCGGGGCUCACCCCGGGCGGCUCCCUCCCGCUCUCCUCCAUCGACAAGACCGCCGCCGUCCGCGUCUCCGUCGACUUCAUCCAGGUCUUCCCCUUCUCCUCCGCCGCCGCCGCCGCCGGUGCUCCCAGCGAGCAGGUCGCCGCCAUGCGGGAGGGUCUCGCCAAGGCGCUCGUGCACUACUACCCCGUCGCCGGCCGCAUCGCGGAGCCGGUCCCCGGGGAGCCCGAGAUCGACUGCACCGGGGAAGGGGUGUGGUUCGUCGAGGCCGAGGCGAGCUGCGCGCUCGAGGAGGCGCGCAACCUCGAGCGCCCCCUGUGCAUCCCCAAGGAGGAGCUGCUCCCGCGCCCGCCGCCGGAGGUGCGCGUCGAGGACACCGUGCUCCUCGCGCAGAUUACGAAGUUCACAUGUGGUGGAUUUUCCGUGGGCAUUUGCUUCAGUCACUUGGUCUUUGAUGGGCAAGGUGCAGCCCAGUUCCUGAAAGCAGUUGGUGAGAUGGCAAGAGGGCUCCCUGAGCCAUCACUCAAACCAAUUUGGGCCCGGGAUGCCAUUCCCAACCCUCCCAAGCCACCUCUUGGACCUCCUCCGUCUUUUACUGCAUUCAACUUUGAAAAGUCGGUCGUUGAGAUCUCGUUGGAUAGCAUCAAGCGUGUCAAGGACCAGGUCGCAAGCGAGACCAACCAGAAAUGCUCCACCUUCGAUGUGGUCACUGCCAUGAUGUUCAAAUGCCGUACUUUGGCUAUCGACUUCGCGCCCGAUGCUGAUGUUCGUCUGGGUUUUGCCGCUAGCACGCGCCACCUGCUGAACAAUGUGCUGCCUUCAGUUGAUGGCUACUAUGGUAACUGUGUCUACCCUGGGGGCCUCAGCAAAACCAGCCAGGAGGUCAAGGAUGCAUCUCUAGUGGAGAUCGUGACAGCCAUCAGGGAAGCCAAGGAUGUGAUUUCAACUCGGUUCCUCGAUUGGAUGAGCGGUGGUGCCAAGGAGAACCACUACAAUGUGUCACUGGAUUACGGCACGCUAGUCGUCACAGACUGGAGCCAUGUCGGAUUCAACGAGGUGGACUAUGGGUUUGGCGAGCCGAGCUACGUGUUCACCCUGAAUGAUGAUGUGAACAUAGUGCCGUCCGUUGUUUACCUGAAGCCACCCAAGCCGAAGCAGGGGAUCAGGCUGGUGCUGCAGUGUGUGGAGCCUCAGCACUCCGCGGUUUUCGGCGAGGAGUUGCAGAAGCUUGCAUAGAGGCAACGUUCCCAAGUGUUUAUAUCCUACAGUUCACAGCGUUUGAGAGUUGUUGUAUUCUGGUGUGUUGAAUAGCUGCUUCUUGAACUUGAGAUUACAAUAAAACAAGGCCGGGCCGUGUUUGUAUUUGUACUGUUGUUACCAUAUUACAUCAUAUAUUUAUUGACUUCGCUGAGGAAACGUUGUUACAGUUGAGAACAAAUGAUGAUACCAUUGGUUUC
Molecule: messenger RNA, 1618 nt
Organism: Oryza brachyantha (malo sina)
Lineage: Eukaryota; Viridiplantae; Streptophyta; Magnoliopsida; Poales; Poaceae
Product: acyl transferase 9-like
Exons: 2
Coding region: 114-1397 (427 amino acids)
Source: RefSeq, a predicted model, not a curated record